This is a messenger RNA of Lingula anatina, 1478 nucleotides long. Its product is annotated as calcyphosin-like protein. The record is from RefSeq and is a predicted model, not a curated record. Gene Ontology annotation, molecular function: calcium ion binding. Lineage: Eukaryota; Metazoa; Brachiopoda; Lingulata; Lingulida; Lingulidae.
UCGGUGAAAUGUAUUGAUCGUUAAUGUAACAGCCGUUGGUUAGGAAGCGGAUGCAAAACCCUCGUUCUUUGCUUGGUGAGAGUUUGGGUAGAGUUUGGAUAGCUUCUAACCUAAGCUGUCAUUGCAUCAACAUAAGUGUAAACGAAGCUGCACUUGAGGACAGAACUCUUGAAGGCAUAGCAGAAGCUGGUCUCGAUUGGCUGGUCUGAAAGCGUACAAGAAUAUUGGUUCUUCGGUUUUGUUCGUGAGGACAAAAACGCUCUCAGCAAAUUCAUUAUACCCGGUACGUCUUGCAGCAGCAGCUGUAUAACAAACAUAACGUAACUCCGCGUCAUAAUCGAGCUUCUUUGUUCGAUAUCUUGUGAGGCCACGGAAGUACCACCUUGGUGAACUCAGCGUGUGGCAAAAAAUCAAAGUUUCCAAGGAAGAACCUGUCUGCUGCAUAUCACAACGAUAAUCACCACUAUUCACAGACCUUGGAUAAAGAUGGAAGACAAAAAAUGCAAAUAUGUCAAACUUGUGCGGGACCAGUGUCUACAAAAGGGUGUUGGCGGCAUCAAAGCGCUGUCCGUUGCCUUCCGUCACAUGGACGUUGACUAUUCCAAAGCCAUAUGUCUGGAAGAACUUAAAAGAGGACUGCAGCGAUACAGAAUUAACCUGAAGGACGAGGAGAUUGAGACGCUGUUCAGUACGCUAGACAAAGACCAAAGUGGACAGGUAGAUUUUGCCGAAUUUAUGAUUGCACUUCGACCCCCCAUGCCCCAGGCCCGCAUUGACGUCAUCAACGAGGUUUUUGAUAUGCUGGACACUUCAAGAGACGGAAAACUUGAAGUCAGCGAUCUCAAAGGUGUAUAUUCCCAGUACGCUCGCAAACACGAGAACUACAUUAAGGGAGUAUGGACAGAAGACCAGGUGUUACGUCACUUCCUGGAUGCGUUUGAUUCCCCGGAUGAGCCAGACGGUAUAGUAACCAGAGAAGAGUUCCUGAAUUUUUACGCAGGGGUUUCAUCAACCAUCGAGGAUACAUGUUAUUUCGACUUCAUGAUGAGACAGACGUGGGGCUUACCGAUGCGGCGAAAGUCAAAAGCAGGGAAUGCAACAUAAAUCAUUUAUGUUAGAUUCUCGCGCGAAAAUUUAAAAAGAUCCAAAUCAGAUCUAGAAGCGUUUUUACUGUGAGCACAAGUUUCAAAACAUGUGCGUUUAUAUGCACAUGUCAUUUUAUUCUUAAGCCUUCCCUUCUUAUCCACCAUUAAAUUGUUUAUAUUUCAAAACUUGGUUGGUAGUAUGGGUACUUGAAAGAAAACGGGGGUAUAUUACGGUCGUUGCAGAUAAUCCUGCUAAUGUGACAAAUGUACAUAAAUCUGUUGGUGAUAAAGUUUAUUUGAUGCUGCUAUAAAUAACAAUACGUCAUGGCCCUCUUGUAUUACUUUGUAUUUAUGCAGCCUUUAUAUCGUUUGGAUUAUUGUGAGCCCGAUGAU